GCCGGGAGCCCGGGGCUGAGGGCCCGGAACAGCCAUGGCCGGCACCGGCACCGGCACCGCGCUGGAAACCAUCCAGGCGGAUGGGACGGACGGGAACUGCGUCACGUUCGUGCUGCACGACGAGGAUCACACCCUGGGCAACUCCCUGCGCUACAUGGUCAUGAAGAACCCUGACGUGGAGUUCUGUGGCUACUGCAUCACACACCCCUCGGAAAGCAAGAUCAACUUCAGGAUCCAGACCAGAGGGACCCUUCCUGCUGUGGAGCCAUUCCGGAAAGGCCUGAAUGACCUGAUGGGUGUUUGCCAGCAUGUGCUCAACACCUUUGAGAGGAGCAUGAAGGAGUUCAGAGCACAGAAGGAGGAGGAGAUGCAGUAGCCUUUGGGAAUGGCAUGGAUGUCCAUGGAUGUGUAACCUCUGUGUGUUGAAUUCCCUGUGUCCAAACGAGUAUUUUCUUUAUUAAUAAAUGUAUUUUUUUUAAUAAUAAAGUUUAUUAAUUUA
Molecule: messenger RNA, 499 nt
Organism: Pseudopodoces humilis (Tibetan ground-tit)
Lineage: Eukaryota; Metazoa; Chordata; Aves; Passeriformes; Paridae
Product: DNA-directed RNA polymerases I and III subunit RPAC2-like
Biological process (GO): transcription elongation by RNA polymerase I; transcription by RNA polymerase III
Cellular component (GO): RNA polymerase I complex; RNA polymerase III complex
Molecular function (GO): DNA binding; protein dimerization activity
Source: RefSeq, a predicted model, not a curated record